Brienomyrus brachyistius is the source of this 3738-nucleotide messenger RNA. RefSeq names its product secreted frizzled-related protein 1-like. Gene Ontology annotation, molecular function: Wnt-protein binding. The record is from RefSeq and is a predicted model, not a curated record. Gene Ontology annotation, biological process: canonical Wnt signaling pathway; non-canonical Wnt signaling pathway; negative regulation of canonical Wnt signaling pathway. Lineage: Eukaryota; Metazoa; Chordata; Actinopteri; Osteoglossiformes; Mormyridae. The transcript is spliced from 4 exons. The coding region runs from base 486 to 1421 and encodes 311 amino acids.
AUGACUUCUAAGUUGUUUCACAACAAUAGACUGUUAAUUAUCGCAGUGUAGUAAAACCGAGAUACUGCCGAAGCAGAAACAUCUUCUCCACGAGUCCGCGGGACCCAAAACAUCACUUCAUCGCGCAGUUCAUUUUAAAAAACGAAAUGUACAUUUAUCCAUUUGCCACCGCGUCCAUAUUCAUGAUAGAUAAACUACAUCAUUUGCAAAUGAUGGAAACAAUAAAGUAGAGCCCAUUCUCCUUCCCAGUGGUUUCUAGUUAUUUAAAUUCUCAAUCUGCAUUCCAGCACAUACAAAUCAUACACUCUUCAAAGUCCAGGGACUCCUAAUAGGCUGUGAGGAGAUCCAGAUCCUCGGCUCGGAGGUGUUUUUCUUAAUCUGAAUAUCAACGGCGUGAUUAAAGAAACGAAGGAAAAGAUAUUCACGUCUGUUUUGAAAGUUUGGAUGUAACAAGAACCUGCAGGUCACGAUUUGAUCAGGAGCAAAUGGAGUGCUCUUCUCUUCUCCUCCGGAGACCGGCUGUUCUGCUUCAGGUCCUCGUUCUAACACUGGGCAUAACAUGCACCCAGACCUCCGAGGAGGAAUUCAUUACAUGGAAGUCAUAUAAUCCCCCCACCUAUGGGAAGAAGCCUCAAUGCAUUGACAUCCCCAGUGACCUGAAGCUGUGCCACAAUGUGGGCUACAAUCAGAUGCUGCUGCCCAACUUGCUUGAACAUGAGAGUCUGGCGGAGGUCAAACAGCAGGCGGGCAGCUGGGUACCUUUGGUGCACAAGGGCUGCCAUCCUGGCACACAGGUCUUCUUGUGCUCGCUGUUCGCCCCCGUGUGCUUGGAUCACCCCAUCAUGCCCUGCCGCUGGCUUUGCGAGGCUGUUCGUGACGGCUGCACCCCCAUCAUGGAGGCGUUUGGCUUCCCCUGGCCAGAGAUGCUCUCCUGCAGCCAGUUCCCCAAAGACGAUGAAAUAUGCAUCUCCAUGGGGCAGGCCAACUCCACGAAUACCACGGUAUUUUCAGACACAAAGCCUGUCUGCCCACCAUGUGACAACAAGUUGAAAAUGGACAUCAUUCUGGAGCACAUGUGCGCUAGUGAGUUCGCCAUCAAGACUAAGGUAAAGGAAGUGAAACUGGAAAACUCAGAUCGCAAAGUCAUCCUGCAUAAGAAGAAGAAGGCACUGAAGUUGGGAAGCUUGAAUAGUAAAGAGCUGCGGAAUCUGAUGCUCUACCUGAAGAACGGGGCCGACUGCCCCUGCCAGCAGCUGGACCCCCCGACCAACAGCAACUACCUGAUCAUGGGCCGCAAAGUGGACAAGAAGUACAUUCUGACGAAUAUCCAAAAGUGGGAGAAGUCAAGCAAGGAGCUGAAGAAGGCAGUGAAGAGGCUGCAUACCCACAAGUGUCCAGCUUUCGAGACGGUCUUCAAAUGAUCAGCCAUUCUGCCAUCUUUCGAAAGAACUUGCACAACCUAAAACGUUUGUCUUCUGCUUUUUAUUUUUAAAGUAUAUAUAAUUAUAUAAAUAUUCAGAUUUUACUCUUGUAGCAGAUUGUACCUUUGCCGUGUAUUAUUGUAAGUUUGUUGGCCUUUCCUUGAUUGAUUGUAUCAUACCAUGUAACUUGCCAGAGAUGUGACCGUGUCCCACAUCCAGGGGUGAUGUGAUGGUGCUGGACGAGGCCGAGCAGCAUAACCUCCUGCCUCCAGCAUUUCCAGUCAGACCAGUGCUGGACAUCAUUGCUAACAUUAGAGCAAACUUGAUUCUAGUAUGGACUCCUCGCUUGAUGGGCACCUUUUUGUUUCCUGUCAGUGUUUCUUAGCUGUCAGUUCUUUAUGUAUUAACAAUACUUCCAAAAGGUUUGAAGUUAUACAGAUAGUAUUCUUGCUGUCUAGCAGCAGGCUGUUUAAUUAAUGAGUUGAAAAGGAGCAACUCUGUGUCUCCUCUUUUGCGGUUUGUCUAGACAUUAGCUCUGGAGGGAUUUGUUAGACUUGCUUGGUUUGUUUUCAGCCACAUCUGUUGCCUUAGCUGGGCCUUGGGAAGGGUGUCAUUGGCAGAAAAUGUUUUUUAUUGUCAUUGUUUUUCACUUGUGCCGUCCUUAAGUGACAUCAGGAUUACAUGAAUCAUGUGACAUGAGACACUAUUCACACAAUAGACGACUAUAUAUAACAGUAUAGGAGUACAGCCUGGCUAGCGGAUGUAUUACCGUUUUAAUACAUGCUUCACUUACACUUAUUCAUUCCUAUUGUUUUCGUUUCUUUUCUGUGAUUCACUGUAACUUGAUUUUCUCGCUUAAGGGGCUUGAUGCAUAAAAUUAGUGCUGCACUACGAUUUUAUUUGAAUCUUCUGGAGGGGUUUGCUUUCAUUUUUUUUUUCUGCCUGUCUGUUUGUGUUUUUCAUGUUUGUUAUAAAGUACCUGCCAAUACUGUGAAACACUGUUAAAACUUUGUUUCUCCCCCCCCCCCCCCCCGAAAACUGAUUGUUUAUUGCCAAAUUUUUAUUCCAGUUGUUUCCAAAAAGUCAUUAUCCUGUUGUAAAUAGUGACUUGGCAGGAAUGUUGUUUUUUCGCUUAUGCAUGAAAUGGUUUGACAUUGUCGGUGUGAUCAUUAAGCAAAAACAAACUAGUUAACCAAAGGUAACCAGGAAAAAAAAAAACUUGUGUUAUCCUCAGGAUCAGCCACACUUAUGGCUCUGCUGGGAAUUGCGACUAUGGGCGACUAGCAGUUUCAGGAGAAAUUGAUGCCUCACAAGUUUAUAACACAGUUCUGGGAACUCUGUGGUGAUGCCCUGGGGAAUGGAAAGGUCCACCCAAGUUAAGAAUGCUGUGCCUUCAUCCAGUAGUUCCUGAGGUCAGGGUAGCACUGAAUCGCAUAUCUUUCCUACCAUCUUCAACCAAGAAAAGCUGCCAGGUGAUCUUUCACAUCAGCAGCCUGUGACCAUGAGGAGUUAAUUGGUGAUGGGGUUAAUGUCAGUGACCUCACAGUCUGCCUCUGUGCCUGCAGUGGGUUUAAUGGAAAGACUGUAAAGGCUUUCAGAGUGGCAGUCACACACAGGCUUUUACAGUGGUUAAAGGUUUUGUAAAACCCUGGAAAAAAAUCACCUUUGCUCGUGAUUAAAGCCCAAACUGAAUUUAGUUGCUGACCAUUGGCUACCACAACGCACUGAAUGUUAGUGACCCCCGUCUGGUCAACUGUGGAGUGAGCAGCAUAAUCUGGUCUUAAUUUAGUUCAUAACUGAACUUUGUAAUGCAUUCCCAUUAAGAAUGUAUUGUUGAAUAGAGUCAACUGAUGGUGAUCAGGACUUUGGGGUGUAUAUGGUGGGGGCGUUCCUGUUAAACUGAGGAUACACUUUAUCUGUGUCUGCAGCAUCAUGCAAACACCCAGUGGAUCUAACCUGAAUUGCAAUGGGGCCUGUUACUGUGUUUGUUGCCGACUGUUGGAUUGUACAUGAAAAGUCUAAGAAUUAUAAAAAUGUUGAAAAUCAUGGAAUAACUGUGUGGGCCUUUCCCCAUGAAUUCAGCCUUCAAUGAGCUUAUUACAUGACACCGUGACAAAGAGCUGUGAAAAAGAAGAGUUUUUCUUUAUUCCUCAGAUUUAGCUCUUUGGGGGCUUGUUACCUGCAAUCUGCCUGAUUAUGUUCAGCUGUUAGGUACAAUAACAGCAUCAAUACCCACCACAUAUCAUUCUGUCCUUAUCUCCUAUAUCAUUUUUUGAAUGUAAAUUAAAAUAAAUAAUUCACAAAACAAAUGCUAAAA